Messenger RNA from Biomphalaria glabrata, 865 nucleotides. RefSeq names its product PITH domain-containing protein GA19395-like. The record is from RefSeq and is a predicted model, not a curated record. Bases 130 to 780 code for a protein of 216 amino acids. The transcript has 5 exons. Gene Ontology annotation, cellular component: nucleus. Lineage: Eukaryota; Metazoa; Mollusca; Gastropoda; Planorbidae.
ACUACUUCCGAAAAAUAAAAUAGUAAACAUAACCACAAUUUCAUACUCAUAGUAUCAAACUGUAAACAAGUCUAGAUCUAGACUAUAAUCUUGAUUCUAUCUAAACAAUAACGCCCGGUCAAGGCAAAAAUGUCUCAUUCUUGCCACGGUCACAGCCAUGGAGGAGGACAUAACCAUGAUCAUGACUGUGAUGCAUGCUGUGCUGAAAAUUUAAGAGGACAAGAGUUUAAUCUAUAUCUCAGAAUAGAUAUGGAAAGUUUGACAUGUCUGAAUGAAGUGGAAGACGGCUCAGGGAAAACUAUCUUUCGAUCUUUUGAAGAUCGGCUAGAUAAAGAUAAAUUUGUAGCAAGUGAUGCUGAUGCUGAACUUUUAUUCAAUAUUCCGUUUACAGGCUCCAUAAAAUUAAAAGGAAUGCUUGUCAUUGGAGGAGAACGGGAAACACACCCAAACAAAAUGAGACUUUUUAAAAAUAGGCCUAAUAUGUCAUUUGAGGAUAUUCAGGCUAAAGCAGAUCAAGAGUUUGAUGUUCAUGUGGAUCAUGAUGGAGCCAUAGAAUACAAACCCAUAGUUGCAAGGUUUAGUGAUGUUCAACAUUUGUCCAUUCAUUUUCCAAGCAACCAUGGAGACUGUGAUAGAACAGAAGUGUAUUAUAUUGGUCUUAAGGGAGAUUACACAGAGGCUCGCAGACAUGAAGUCACUAUUACUGCCUAUGAAACACAAGCUAAUCCUGCAGACCACAAAACAAGCUCAUUGGACACAAUUGGUUAUAUGAUUUCAUAGUGUCAGCACUUUGUUUAUUCUCUCUUUAAAAUCUUGUUCUUUUCAAAGCUUAUUUUGUUUGAAUAAAAAUGCUCUUGUUAACUUG